Molecule: messenger RNA, 955 nt
Organism: Gossypium raimondii (Peruvian cotton)
Lineage: Eukaryota; Viridiplantae; Streptophyta; Magnoliopsida; Malvales; Malvaceae
Product: transcription termination factor MTERF15, mitochondrial
Exons: 2
Coding region: 210-776 (188 amino acids)
Biological process (GO): regulation of DNA-templated transcription; chloroplast organization
Cellular component (GO): chloroplast
Molecular function (GO): double-stranded DNA binding
Source: RefSeq, a predicted model, not a curated record
CAAGAAAAUAUCCAUUUGAGGUUUUUGGAGGUUCCACCGUGGCCGGCACUGAGCUUCAGUUCACUCAUUUUCCGCCGGAAAGAAUUCAGAUUUCAUCUUUAGGGCACGUCAAGAGGAACUUGUUUCAAUCUCAUGAUAAGACUAUCAAGGCUAUAAAACGAUAUACUGGUAUUCUUGUCUAUGAUUCCAAGUCGUAUUUGUAUCCGAAUAUGAAUGUUUUGAGAGGAGUUGGAGUCCCUGAAUCGAAUAUCCUUAUGCUGCUUAACUAUAAGGCUAGAACGCUUUUGUGUAAACCGGUUCGGCUUAAGGAGAUUGUGGAGGAAGUCAAAGGAAUGGGGAUUGAUUCUUCAACGACGAAGUUUCUUGCUGCGGUUAUUGCUUUGACAUCAAUGAGCAAAUCCACACUAGAGAAGAAAUUUGAUGUAUAUAGGAGAUGGGGUUGGUCGGACCAAGAGAUUCGUGAAGCUUUUCAAAGGUAUCCAUCGUGUGUUACUGCUUCAGAGGGUAAGAUCAUGGCUAUAAUGGACUUUCUCGUGAACAAAAUGGGCUAUCAUUCGAAUCUCGUUGCUAAACAACCGAGUAUUUUCAGUCAAAGCUUAGAGAAGAGGAUUGUCCCAAGGGCUUUAUUUGCUCGAGAAUUGUUAUCACUAGGUUUGGUUAGUAACUUAACAUUGUCUGCAUUGUUCGACACAUCAGAGAAGGUGUUUGUGAACCGUUUUGUAAACAUAGCACCCGAGCUCUUGAUACUAUACGAAGAAAAAAAGAAGUCAGUAUAGGCUGCAGCAUUAGUAUUUUGUAGGAUGUAUUAAAUUGCAGAUUAGGACCAAACUUUUGGCGCAUUAAGCUUUGGAUAUUUUUCAUGUUCGUGUUGUCUGGUUUGAGUUCAUUAAUCUUGAUCUUCAACUUGUUGUAGUUUGAAUAUGUUAAUGGAACCAGCCACUCUCUUUUAGCUGUA